This is a messenger RNA of Sporisorium graminicola, 2634 nucleotides long. RefSeq lists its product as uncharacterized. Gene Ontology annotation, cellular component: endoplasmic reticulum exit site; ER to Golgi transport vesicle membrane. The transcript has a single exon. NCBI's taxonomy places the organism in Eukaryota, Fungi, Basidiomycota, Ustilaginomycetes, Ustilaginales, Ustilaginaceae. Bases 1 to 2634 code for a protein of 877 amino acids. Gene Ontology annotation, biological process: Golgi organization; COPII vesicle coat assembly; autophagy. The record is from RefSeq and is a predicted model, not a curated record.
AUGUGGGCGCACGCUAUGACCAUCGCCAGCUGCGUCGACAAGGAAUGCUGGAAGGAGGUGGUGAGCGAGUUCAUCGAGCACGAGGUAGGCGCGGCCGAAGCAUCGCUCGCCGGCCAGGGGCAGGGCGAUCUGCAGGGACUCAAGGUGGCCUACAACGUCUUUUCGGGCCAAGACCCCGUGUCGAUCUUUGACCUGUUCCGCACCAAGACGCAGCUUGGCCAGAUGGGCGGUCUGCAGCCUGCGCCCGUAGAGUCGACGUCAACGUCAGCAGCGCCCCCGAGCUGGAAGGAGUCGGCGGCCAUUGUAGCCAGCAACCGUAGUACCAGCGACUCGGCUGCCUUGACCGCUAUUGGCGAUGGGCUCUGCACCCGUGGUCUGCUCGAGGCGGCGCACUUUUGCUACCUUUUGUCGCCUCAGACCUCGCCCAUCGGUGGUGCAGACACGAACGGGGCUCGCUUCACGCUGCUUGGACUGUCCAGCCCCAAGACGUCCGCCACCUUUGUCCAAGACUUGGACGGCAUCCUGAUGACGGAGGUGCUCGAGUUCGCCCAAGGGCUCGUACCGGCUGUCAAAGGCCAGGAACCGUUCCCGGGUAUUCCGCACCUGCAAGCCUACAAGCUCGUGUACGCUCAGCAGCUUGCUGACCUAGGCGAGGUGGGGAAGGCGCAACGAUACUGCGAGGCCAUCGCACAGUGUCUCAAACAGUGCAAGUCGUCGCCGUACCUCCACUCGACGCUGCUGUUGCAGUCCAAGCAGCUAUCUGAUCGACUCGUCGGCGCACCACACGCGGGUGCGGGCGGCAACUGGGUGUCGCGCAAGAUGCAGCGACCCACGCUCGACGGCGUGUGGGGAGCGCUCGAGGGUCGCUUCACCAAGUUUAUUGCUGGGGAAGACGGAGCGGUGGAAGCCGAUUCCCCGAACAAGAACAGCAAGGGCUCGGUUUCGUCGAGCAUCGGUCCGUUUUCGCACUACAGUGCCAUUACUCCCGAUGCGGCCUCAGGAGGCAUGACGAGGCAGCCGUCCUUCAACGAGCUACGCACGGGAUCGCCCAGCGGACUGACGUCGCGCUCUGGCUCGGCGAUGGACUUCCGCAAUGCUACCAAGCGCGCCGCCUCACCGAAGCACCGCUCAUCUACAGCGCUGUCCAUGCGCCCAUUGAAUUCGGAUCCGUACAGCGAUUGGCCGCAACCAAAGGCGGCCGGCCAUGGCAACGGCAGCGAAGCCGCCAGCAACUACGACCGAGACAGCGUGAGAUCGAGCACCGAGGCGCCAAGAAACGCAUACGGCUACGGUGCUAGUCUGCAUGCUGGCUCGCAGCAAGGGCAUGGCCCAGGUCACGCGUUCUCGAGGGCUUCCUCAGCGUAUGAUGGUCCAGCAGAGACGAGCUUUGCUUCGGACAUGGCACCGUGGCAGACCAAUGCUGGUCAGGGCGCACGCGACGCAGACAGCUCUCGUCGACCGAGCACGGAUGCUGCGGGCACCCCUGCUAGCUCGGAGGCUGGGUACGGCGGCUACGGCGGCAGCACUUACAGUGGAUACGGUGACACGUACGGCGACGCUCGAGAAGCAGAGACGGGUGGCGAGGAACAAGGCGAUGCCGGUGGCUACUCAGCUUCUAGUCAGGCUCCAUUUUACGGCUACGAUCCUCACGGAGCGCAAAAGCCGCAGUUUGUCAGCAACGUCGACGCUGCCGGCACUCUCGAAGGUGGAGAGGAUGGCGGAUUCAUCUCGCCUUUCGAUGCACUUUCAUCCGACAGUCGAACUCCACAACCCCAGUCGCAAGGCAAUCAGUAUGCGGCUUCGUAUGGUCGCAACAACACCGAGGAGGAAGACGACGACGAUGAUGACCUCGGAUUUGGCAACUCGAGCAGUCGCAGCAAGGCCCGCCAUGCGGGUGGCACAGGCGAAGAAGGAGGCUCCGGGACGGGCGAUGGGGGCGUCGCAAAUUCUGCUGCUACCAGCUCUCUCAAGCCAAGUGAUGCCAACGGCAAGAAGGACGACGCCGCCAGCAGUGCCGGUGGCAAUGAAGAGAAGAAGCCGGAACUCAAGACAUCGCCGUCAUGGUUCGGUCGACUGUGGGGUCGUAGUCCAAGCACGGAUAGCGCCGCACAAGCGCAGGCCAAGGCCAAGAAGGCGCAUCUAGGCGAAGAGACGAGCUUUGUCUACGACAAGGAGCUCAAGCGUUGGGUCAACAAGAAAGUAGGCGACAGCGGAAACGCAGCCAGCACGCCCCCACCACCACCGCCGCGAGCCCAAUCGGCGAGCCCGGCUUCGCAACCAGACCGCAGCUCGGGCACGACGAGUGCGCCGCCCAUGCGUGGACCUCCAUCGGGCAGCUUUACGAUGGGUCGAUCGACGCCUCCGAUCAGUGAGGGAAGCGACGAGGGCAGUUCCGGUCUGGUCCCCAGCCGGGGGCCGCCGGGUAUGGGCAGUCUGACGAGGGCGAGAAGCAACCUUGCGGAUCACUCGAUGCCUCCCGCUUCACAGCCACCGAGUGGUGCGGCGAUUCGAGGAUCUGGUUCAUCGACGCCAGCAACAGGGAUGGGAUCGCCUCCUCCACCGCCGCCGGGAGGAUCCAGGACGGGAACGGUCAAGAAGAGGCCGAUCAAGAGUCGCUACGUCGUGGUGGAUUGA